This is a messenger RNA of Chironomus riparius, 2302 nucleotides long. Lineage: Eukaryota; Metazoa; Arthropoda; Insecta; Diptera; Chironomidae. The record is from the annotation of a GenBank genome assembly.
AAUUCUGAAUUUUAUGCCAAAUUUGGUUGAAUCUUAUUCAAAAAGCAAUUUGUGAAAAUAUUAAAAUUAGUGAAAAAUAAAGGUUCCACCUAGAAUUUACUAGAAACAUCAAAGGAAGUGCUCAAUUUAAGGUCUAUUAAAUACAAUCCCAAAAGUGUUCUAUAAAAACUAUUGAAAAAUGAGUUCAGCAGCAUACUAUCCAUUCCAAUGUAAACCAACUGUCUAUCCAGCCGAUCCAUUCGAUCCAAAUGAAGAUGCCGCUGUCUUGCGAAAGGCCAUGAAGGGUUUCGGAACUGACGAAAAGGCUAUUAUUGAAGUUCUUGCACGUCGCGGAAUCGUUCAAAGACUCGAAAUUGCCUCAGCAUUUAAGACCAAUUUCGGCAAAGAUCUUAUUUCUGAUUUGAAAUCGGAAUUGGGUGGAAAGUUUGAAGAUGUUAUUCUCGCUUUGAUGACACCACUUCCACAAUAUUAUGCUAAAGAAUUGCAUGAUGCAAUUAGCGGUAUUGGAACUGACGAAGAUGCAAUUAUUGAAAUUCUUUGCACAUUGUCAAAUUAUGGAAUUCGUACAAUUGCUGAAUUUUAUGAACAGCUAUACGGCAAUACAUUGGAAUCGGAUAUUAAAGGCGAUACAUCAGGUUUCUUCAAGCGCUUAUGCGUUUCAUUGGUUCAAGGCAAUCGCGAUGAGAAUAAUGGCGUUGAUCAAGGUGCUGCAGUAGCCGAUGCCCAAGCACUUUUCGAUGCCGGUGAAGGUCAAUGGGGAACGGAUGAGAGUGUCUUUAACUCAAUUCUCGUCACACGAUCAUACCAACAAUUGAGACAAAUUUUCUUGGAAUAUGAGGCAAUGUCUGGAAAUGAUAUUGAAACAGCCAUUAAACGUGAAUUCACUGGAAAUGCUGAGAAGGGUUUUCUCGCUAUUGCCAAGGUUGUGAAAUCUAAAGUUGAUUUCUUCGCUGAGAAGCUUCACGACUCAAUGGCUGGUUUGGGAACUACUGACAAGACUCUCAUCCGUAUUAUUGUUUCAAGAAGUGAAAUAGAUCUUGGUGACAUCAAAGAAGCUUUUGAAGCUAAGUACGGCAAGAGUUUGGAAUCGUGGGUCAAGGAUGAACUUAACACUGAAAUUGGAUAUUUAUUGUACACUCUCGUUGCAUACUAAAGGCAACAAACUUCCAUCUGUAUCUAGCAGCUUCCUGCCUUACUCCCUAAUCCUUAUCCGUGUUUUAUUGACAUUUUUCAUAAAGUUUUUUUUUUGAAUUAUUAAUUUAUUUCUAUUUAAUUUUUUUGAGAUAAAGUUUGGCAUGCAUUUAAAUGCUUUUUGAAUUGAGUUUUUGGAUCAAGUAGUUUAUAGAUCUAAAUUAUGUAAAAAUUUAUGAUUUUGACGACGCAAACAUUUUUUUCCAAAAUUUGUCAAAUUUUUUUGAUUAUUUUUUUCUCAUGUCUUUUUUCAUUCUUAAUCCUCAAAAUUUUACUUAUUGAAGGAUGAUCUUGGUGGUGACUUAGGAGAUUUGCUGGCUGAGCUUAUUGAAUACUAAGCAGCAAUAAUCAAAAAACAUAAAAUGCUAAAAAUCUGUUUUUUCUUUUCUCUAUUUUUUGUAUAACUUACAAGUAUUAAUUAUGAUGUUUUAUUGAAUUAAUUUAUAUUCCCAUUAAUUUUAAAUGCACAAAUAAUGUUUUGGAAAAAAGAAGAAAAUUUUAAAUUUUUACAUAAAGUUUUAUCUUGCAUUUAGCAAUUGUUAAUUAAUGUAAUCUCAUUGUGUAUUUUUUGAAGCACAUUUUUCGAACGUUUUUUUGGGCAAUAAAGUUAUGAAAUAGUUUAAGUGUCACAAGGUGAUUUUGAAGGAAUUGAAAGGAUUUCGUUUAAAAGUACUGUUGAAAAAAAUUUGAAUUUUUUAACACGUUUUUGAAAUUUAAUUCAAUUCAUAAAUUUUGAAAACCGUUAAAUAUUCGAAUAUUUUUUGACCUUAAAUUUUCAAUUAAACUUUUUCAAUUUCCUUCAACAAUCAACAAUUGAAAGCAUUAAGCAUAUUAAUAUCUAAGUAAUAUAUUCCAUCUCAUAAAUUACAGGAUGAAUUGUCAAGUGACUAUGAAAGAGUAAUGAUUGCCCUUCUUGGAGAAUAAAAAAAUACAUUUACAUAUAUUAAGCAUAAUAUAUAGCAUGAGCUUUUACGAAGCGCGGCAUUGAGUAUUAAAUUAAAAGUUUUCUUUUUUUGGAAAUUUCAAAAUUAAAUUAUAUAUUUUGUCGAUGAUUGUAUUUGCCUUAACAUGCAGUUCUGUCACACAUUAAAGUGCAUUAUAAAUAAAUGUU